AUGGAAGAAAUCACACCGACACCACUUCCAAAUAAUAUUCCUGAUGGAAAUUAUAACAAAAUCAAUACUUUACCAACACCAGCAAAUGUCAAUGAGAGUGUUCAAUUUGAAGGAACUGUAUUGCGGUCAUCAAACACAAAACUUUUAGAAUUCAGGCGUGUGUAUCGAUGUGCGAAGUGUAAGAGAGAGUUUGAGGUGGAGGCACAAGUAGAGACAUCGUACCAGUUUGAAACCCCUCCUUCGUGUGGGGGGACAACUCCGACUGGUGAUCUGUGUCGUAACAAAAAAUUCACAGUGAUUGAAGGGAAGCAACAAACGACCGACUACCAAGAGCUCCGUGUACAAGAACCGACACACAACAUCGUUUCUGCUGGAUUACAACGACAAGUCACUGUCAUUUUAUUGGGGGAGUUGGUAGGAGAUACGCAAGCCGGUGAUUUUGUGACAAUCAAAGGGCGUGUUAGAGUGCGUUGGUUAACAUCAAAUGAGGAUGAACAACCACAACUUGAAAUUGUUGUAGUGGCAGAUUAUAUUACAUCAAGAAACAUCGACAGACUUGCUGUCACCAUUACAGAAGAGAUGGAAACAAAGUUCAAAAACAUUUGGGAACAGCACGCAGACCACCCUUUGUUGGCACGAGACUUGAUCCUCCAAUCAGUGUCUCCUGAAUUGUGUGGAAUGCGAUUAUGUAAAUUAGCAGUAAUGCUUGUAGCUUUGGGUGGUGUGCCACAUCUUGAUGAAGUAACUAAAACGACUAUACGAGGUACUGUUCAUCUCCUUUUAGUAGGUGACCCCGGGACAGGAAAGUCCCAGUUACUUAAUUUUGCUUCAAAACUCGGACCAAGACACGUUCAAACGACUGGAGGAGGAACAACCUCUGCUGGACUUACUGUUGCUGUAGUUAAUGUUGGUGGGGAAUUGAGUUUGGACGCCGGUGCAUUAGUUCUAGCGGAUGGUGGGGUGUGUUGCAUUGACGAAUUCUCGACGAUGAGCAAAGCCGAUAAAGCGGAUAUCCACGAAGCUAUGGAACAACAGACGCUCUCUGUUGCCAAAGCUGGAAUUGUAUCUCAACUCCACACCCGAACGGCGAUACUUGCGGCGACAAACCCUAAAGGAAAAUAUGACUGCAGCAAGUCAUUGAGUCUUAACACCGCAAUCGACCCGCCUCUAUUGUCGCGAUUUGAUAUCAUUCUUAUCAUGUUAGACGAGAGAAACCAACAAUGGGACGAGAGAGUAUCUGACUAUGUGUUGAAUGGACAUAAACCAGACAUUGCUCCUCUGUUGACCACCCCCGAAUUACAGAGUUACAUUGUAUACACCAAAAUACAUUUCUUUCCAGAAAUAACAGAAGAGGCCAAAUUGGUGAUUCAAGAGUACUAUAACAAUCAGAGAGGGAAGGAAAGAAGAGAGUCGGGGAGGACGUCUGUCCGUUUACUGGAAUCGUUGAUUAGAAUAUCGCAGGCGCACGCCAAGUUGAUGAUGCAUAAAAGCGUGUUAUUGAUGGAUGCGGUGUGUGCGGUGUUGCUUAUAGAAUCUUCACAGAACGGAGCGUCGAACAGCAAAGAAAACUCCGAGUUUCCGACGGACCCCGAUGAGAGUUAUAAAGUAUAUGAAUUGCGACUGUUGCAGACCUUAAAACUUGAGUACUUGAUUGAUGGGAGUAUCGAGCUUUCACAAAUUGGGAAAGAAAAUAGUCAGUGUGAGAAGUUGCAGUCGACAACCCAAUUUACUAGCGAGGCGGAGAAAAGCAUCGAGGAAGAAGAAUUGGAAACCCGAGAAAGCUUUUGGAAGAAUUACUUGGAGUCACAGAGGAGGAGUGAAAUGUCUGAAAUAGUGUUUCCAUCACAAAAGAUGAGAGGUGGGCAAUUGAGGAAAGGACAAAGUCUUUUAUUUAAUCAAGAAAAAAGGAAGUCGAAUGAAACCAUCGAGGAGAGAAGUCAAAGCCAGUUGUUUAAACCACCGCAAAAGGUUCAAAGCAUUUUACAAAUAGAAGAACACAACAAAACAAACGCCGUAAAGGAAACAAUCAAAAUGAGUUCUGGGAAGCUGACGGUGGAAAAGAAAGCAGUGGAAAGUCCAAAGAAGUUAGUGCAGAGCAAAAUUGAUUUUAGCAAAGCAGCGAAACAAGUUCAAAAGAUGCACAAUGAAGCAUCGAGUUCCAAACAAAUGGAAAUUGAAAAUCCAAAUAAAGACAUGAAUGACAUUGAUAUGGACGGAUUAUUGGAUGGAUUUGAGUUGCUUGAUGACACUCAGAGUGAGAAAAGUGAAAGAAAAGUCGACGCUUUACCACAAGAGACAGUAGAAAAGCCUAAUCAAAACACCACGAAAAUACAACUGGAGACGAAAUUUAAAAAGAGCAAAGAAACCGAAAAAGAAGCCCAGAAAGAAGUGCAGAAAUCCAAAGAAAAGAAACCAACACAAAGUCUCCACAAGAGUACUGAAAAUGCGAAGAAAAUAUCACAACAUAUUAUACAAAAGGUCACACAACACAAAGCAGAAAAAGAAAACAGAGAAAUUGAAAUAGAUAGCAUUUUAGAGGAGCUCGACGACUCUUCUAUUCCGACGUCAUUGUCAAAGAUUGGGUCGUUUGCAAAAAAACCACCACCUACUACCAUUGUGAAACCCCCACAAACUUCACAAACAACAACACAAACAACACCAAAUACCCUCUCGUUGCUCCAAAAGAUAUCCUCAUUCAAAACUCUCAACAAAGGAGCAGGUGUGGUUAAGGUUUCCCCACCAAAGAGAAAGCCUGACGACGAUUUUGACUUGGACGACAUCGACGAGAUGUUCAAGGAGAAACGUCCAUUGUAA
Molecule: messenger RNA, 2814 nt
Organism: Entamoeba invadens IP1
Lineage: Eukaryota; Evosea; Mastigamoebida; Endamoebidae
Product: DNA replication licensing factor MCM9, putative
Exons: 1
Coding region: 1-2814 (937 amino acids)
Biological process (GO): double-strand break repair via homologous recombination; DNA replication
Cellular component (GO): MCM complex; nucleus
Molecular function (GO): ATP binding; single-stranded DNA binding; ATP hydrolysis activity
Source: RefSeq, a predicted model, not a curated record